This is a messenger RNA of Penicillium subrubescens, 1122 nucleotides long. RefSeq lists its product as uncharacterized. The transcript has 5 exons. Bases 1 to 1122 code for a protein of 373 amino acids. The record is from RefSeq and is a predicted model, not a curated record. NCBI's taxonomy places the organism in Eukaryota, Fungi, Ascomycota, Eurotiomycetes, Eurotiales, Aspergillaceae.
AUGGGUUACCCUAUGCCCCUCGUGGACCGAAGUCUGGCCAUCUUCGUCGUGUCCGUUGUGAUGAUGAUUAUAUCCAUCGUGACCGUUUCACUAAGGGCAUUCGUCCGAUUGUACCUUGUCCGAGGAUUUGGAUGGGAUGAUGCUCUUAUGAUCGCAUCUCUGGGCCUUUUCGUAACUCUGGCUGCAUGUUGCAUGAUUGGCUCUACAAAUGGCAUUGGUCACGCUUACACGGACUUUACUAGUCUUGACGUCUAUAAGAGAGCGUUGCUGUGGUGGUGGCUCGGUCAAAUGCUGUACAUCUGGGCAUCAGCCGUCGCCAAGAUCUCGAUUGCCCUCGCCCUAUUGCGACUGACCGUCAAGAAAGCCCACCGCAUCAUUCUCUGGGUUAAUAUCGGCGUCAUCAUUGCUAUUGGUCUGAUGUUUUGGUUCGUCCUACUCCUUGACUGCCAACCUGUCUCAUACUUUUGGAACCGAGUGGACCCGAGAUAUUCCGGAACCUGUCUAUCAGUCGAUAUACUUCUCGACAUUGCGUAUCUUUACAGCGCUUUGACUAUUAUCUGCGACUUGACACUUGGAAUUUUGCCUGUGUUCUUGGUCUGGACAUUGCAGAUGAAUCGCAGGACCAAGAUUGCGGUCGGAGGGAUUCUAAGUCUAGGUGCAAUUGCCAGUGUUGCCGUGAUUAUUCGACUUCCCUUCCUACAAUAUUACGCGGAUACGGAUUUCCUACGGAACACAUAUCAAAUCGCCAUCUGGUCAGUGAUUGAAACAGGUCUCGGGAUCACGGCAGGAAGUCUGAUCACCCUUCGCCCACUCUUCCGCUGGCUUCUCGAUGGAAGCGUGUCGUACGGACGGAAUGUGGCAAGCCCGGGAAAGUACCCACUCUCCAGUCUGAGGAGCGACAAUCUGAAAGGCUCUAAUGACCCCAGCUACUGGAGGCCUGAUCUGAACAUCAAUGACGACAACGCUAUCAUGAACACAGUAUCAUCGCCACGAUUGAAUUCCUAUCGAUAUACUAAUAGUAGCCAGGAGGCUUUAUAUCCAGAGCUGACACCCGUCCUCUCGGAAAGUGGUGUCACUGUUCAGAAAACAUUUGAACAGACUGUCUCGGAGCGGGGAGGGUAG